Messenger RNA from Diuraphis noxia (Russian wheat aphid), 675 nucleotides. Its product is annotated as putative inositol monophosphatase 3. Gene Ontology annotation, biological process: phosphatidylinositol phosphate biosynthetic process. The record is from RefSeq and is a predicted model, not a curated record. Gene Ontology annotation, molecular function: 3'-nucleotidase activity. Gene Ontology annotation, cellular component: endomembrane system. Lineage: Eukaryota; Metazoa; Arthropoda; Insecta; Hemiptera; Aphididae.
AUGCUACAGCUAUGGAGUUUGGUUCCUAACAAAAGAUCAAUCAUUAUUUCAAGAUCACACAAAGGUGAUGUAAUGGGUUUAUUAAACCAACGGCUAUAUGGUUUACCAGUUGUAACUGCAGGAGGCGCAGGAUUCAAAGUUCUACAAGUUUUGUUUGGAAAUUCAUCAGCUUAUAUUCAUACAACCAACAUAAAAAAAUGGGAUAUAUGUGCUGGACAUGCCAUACUAAAAAGUAUAGGAGGGGAUAUGACAUCAUUGGAAAAUGAAGAUAUUACAUACGAAAAGUAUACAAGUAUGAUGCAUGUUGGAGGAAUAUUAGCUACUGCACGUGAUCACUUGUACUAUAUAAAUGCUCUAAAAAAUGGAAGAAGUGAUUGAAAUAUUGAAUAAUAGGUUUGUACAUCUACUUGUUUAGAAUGUAAAACUUACUUUAAGACAAUAAAGUUACAACUUUUUAUAAAAUAUAUCAUAUAAUAUUGUUAAAAUGGAUAAUAUGAAUUAUGUUUAAAAGUACCUUUUUGUAUUAUUUUUAUCUUUAUUUAGAUUAACUGAUGUUAAAUUAUUUUAUGUAGUCAUCCGAAAACCAUAAUAAUWUUCAUUAUUUACCAUUAGUGUUCUACAAAAAACAAAAAUAUUUUCUAAUAAAUAAAUUAAACAGCCAUAUUGAUAUAAUCA